CGUAGUUUGUAUUAAUUUAACGUGACAUAUUAUAAUCAAAGUUGUUGGGUUGAAACCCCAUGAACACAAGCGAGACAACACUACUACUCGUGUAAGAAAGAAGUAUAGAUAGCUGCAGAUGGUGCAGCUCUAAAAACAUUCGAGUGCGCUGCACUACAGCAAGAUCAAAACAUUUGUGAAACAGGCAGUUAAAUUACAACACAAAACAACAAAUAAUUUAUGAACAGCCAGUGCCAAUACUAACGCGUGUAGAAAACCCACAUGCUCUUUAGCGUAGCGCAGGCCAUACGACGAGGGUUACUGUAAAUUGAAGCUGUUUGUGUUUUGUUGUUGCGCGUGAAGUGUGCAAUUGAGAAGAAAUUGUUUUUAAAUGUGUCGAAAAGCCAUAAGCCAAGUGGGAAUACAGAUCGACUUCAGUUUUAAACAUAUUCAAGUAACUAAAAAGCAUACAAUAAGAGACAAAACUAUAACGGAAGAAAGCUGAGCAUAUACAUAAUAACGAAAACAUUGUGUGUUUAGUUUUCCCCCCAAUUUGCGCGAGACGCUGGCGCUUGUGACAGCGACUGCGACGGCGACGCCAGUAAAACUAAAGCUUCCAGCAAGGCACGCAGCAGAAGCAGUAGCAACAAUAGUUAGGCAUCAUCAGGCGAUACCUGGAAGCAGCCAUUGGAGAAGCCUUGAAACUCAUUUACUUACACUCCCCCACAUAAGCAAUACACACACACACACGCACACAAACGGACGUACACGAGCACACGCACACACAUCUAUACAAAUACGGAACGCAUCAUUAGGCGAAGCCAUGAGUUCGCAAUAUUCAAAUGUGGAAAAUCUGUCGCCGCAGACUAUUCGGCAAGUGAUGAAGGAGCUGCAGGAUAUGGAACAAACGCCACCGGAAGGCAUCAAAGUGCUGAUCAAUGAGAGCGAUGUGACAGAUGUACAGGCAUUGAUUGAUGGUCCAGCGGGCACACCAUAUGCUGCUGGCAUUUUUCGCGUUAAGCUAACGCUGAGCAAAGAUUUUCCACAAACGCCGCCUAAGGCAUACUUCCUAACCAAAAUUUUCCAUCCUAAUGUGGCCGGCAAUGGCGAGAUAUGCGUAAACACACUGAAAAAGGAUUGGAAGCCAGAUCUGGGCAUCAAACACAUAUUGUUAACCAUUAAAUGUCUGCUGAUUGUGCCCAAUCCCGAGUCGGCGCUGAAUGAGGAGGCUGGCAAGAUGCUGCUCGAACGCUAUGAUGAUUACUCUCAGCGUGCGCGCAUGAUGACAGAGAUACAUGCACAGCCGGCCAAGUGUGGUGCUGCUGCCAGCGAUGCCAAAGAUGAUGAUGGACCUUCGACAAAGAAACAUGCGGGGCUCGACAAGAAGCUGCAGGACAAGAAAAAAGAGAAGCUAAUCAAGGAGAAAAAGCGCAUGCUAAAGAGAUUAUGAGACGCAUAGGCGUGUACAGAGCACAGAGCAAAUAACAUUGUCAAUAUGAGAGCAGGCAUAGUAAAUUGAUUUGCACGUUGAAAGCAAAAGUAUUUAACUAAAAAUCCAAAAUUCAGCAAGCAUCAAUGUGACAACAAAUUGUUUAAUAAUUAACACCUAAAUGAUUGAUUCAUCACAAAACAAUAAUAUUAACAACUAUAAUUAAACAAAUAUGAGCAAAGCAGCAGUGACCAUGAAACCACUCCAAAGAACAGUGCAUCCAGUUGAAACAUUAAUUUACGAUAUAUACUUAUAUUCACACACACAUACACAACUGCAAUAACAAAAAAUCAGCUUUGGUUACUGUCUGUUUUGUUUGCUCCACUGUACCGCUGGGCGAACAAGCAAGCUUAUCGAAAUUAGUUUUUAUAAAGACCAACAACAAACACACACACACACACAUACACAAGAAAACAAAACAAAAAUCAAGCAAGAUCAUGUUCUAAAUAUUAUAGUUUCCUUUACUUUGCGCUAUUUUAGCAUAAAUUAUAUGUAUUGUAAUUAGUUUAUGUGUACAAUCUUAUCAAGACGAUAUAGAGAGAAAAUUCUCCUUAAGAACAAUCAGUUAACUUAACAUUUUAAUUCGAAUUGUUUCUCUUUUAACAUUGCAUGCGUUUCAACUAAAAGAUUGUCCUUAGCCUAAGAUUAAGAAAUACACACACACAAACAAAAAAGAAAACAAAAACAUUUGCAGCGACAACAAUUAAAAUUAAAAUGCUAUAUUUAUUCUAUUUAUUGAAUGGAAUUUGUAAGCGUUGAGCAAAUUGUAAAAGAUUCACAGUCGGACUAUAUUUAGACGUAUGCCCCCAAACGUGAUUAUAAAUACAUACAUACAUAUGUAUAUGUGAGUGUACGAAUGGAAUCCAGUGCUAAUGCUAAGAAUCAAAUUAAUAUAUUGUGGCUUGAAUGUUUUAUGGUUUUUAUUAUUAUAGUAUAUUUAUAAUCACGUCUGUGGGCGCUGCGCACAAAACGUAGCAAGUUCUGUACUUAUAUGGGGGUAAAUUUGCAAAAACAAAUUGAGGAUAAAACUAAAAUUAAUGUACAAGCUUAUAAUUUCAAAGUUAAGAAUUAAAACAAAACAAAAAAACAAAAACAUGUGCCCUUCUGAUAAUAAUAUAGCAGACGAUAAAAAAUUACAAAAU
Messenger RNA from Drosophila busckii, 2610 nucleotides. RefSeq names its product ubiquitin-conjugating enzyme E2 S. The transcript has 4 exons. The record is from RefSeq and is a predicted model, not a curated record. The coding region runs from base 803 to 1429 and encodes 208 amino acids. Lineage: Eukaryota; Metazoa; Arthropoda; Insecta; Diptera; Drosophilidae.